Molecule: messenger RNA, 1958 nt
Organism: Nicotiana tabacum (common tobacco)
Lineage: Eukaryota; Viridiplantae; Streptophyta; Magnoliopsida; Solanales; Solanaceae
Source: RefSeq, a predicted model, not a curated record
CUCCACUAAAUUGAAACGCUAACGGAGUUAUACGCUCCUGCCUUUUUUUCCCCUUCCCCUUCUUCUUCUUCUUCUUCUUCUUCUUCUUCUUCUUCUUCUUCUUCACUGAAACACACAACAAACACCUUGUGAACAAUUUCACAAAUCCGAUAAAAAUUUAGCGACCCAUUUCAUCGUAUGUCGUCUAUAUACUCCAAUUAGCUGAGUAUUAUAAAAAAGUAACAGUUUACCACUGAAACAGAUGCAAAACCCAUAAAAAUUUAGCAGUAAAAAUGACAGAAGUAGACAAUUUAUUGACAAAAAAAGUAGCAGAUCGUUACCUAAAACGUGAAGUUUUAGGUGAAGGUACUUAUGGUGUUGUCUUCAAGGCCAUUGAUACUAAGAGUGGCCAAACUGUUGCUAUUAAGAAAAUUCGUCUUGGGAAACAGAAAGAAGGGGUGAAUUUCACUGCCCUUAGGGAAAUAAAAUUAUUGAAAGAGCUGAAGGAUCCUCACGUUAUUGAAUUGAUUGAUGCCUUCCCUCACAAAGGAAACUUGCAUCUUGUGUUUGAGUUCAUGGAGACAGAUCUUGAGGCUGUGAUUCGUGAUAGAAAUAUCUUCCUCUCACCUGCGGAUAUAAAAUCUUAUAUCCAGAUGACGUUGAAAGGACUUGCUUUUUGUCACAAGAAAUAUGUCUUGCAUAGAGAUAUGAAACCAAACAAUUUAUUGAUUGGACCUAAGGGGCAGCUUAAACUUGCUGACUUUGGAUUAGCACGUCUAUUUGGUAGCCCUGAUAGAAGAUUCACUCACCAGGUCUUUGCCCGGUGGUACAGAGCACCAGAGUUAUUGUUUGGUGCAAAGCAGUAUGGACCUGGAGUAGAUGUUUGGGCCGCUGCAUGUAUCUUUGCUGAGCUCCUCCUGCGUCGACCAUUUCUGCAGGGAAACAGUGAUAUUGAUCAGCUGGGAAAGAUUUUUGCGGCUUUUGGGACCCCAAAGCCUUCGCAGUGGGCUGAUAUGGUCUACUUGCCUGAUUAUGUGGAGUACCAAUAUGUCCCUGGACAGCCACUUAAAACAUUGUUUCCAACGGCUACUGAGGAUGCUUUAGAUCUUCUGUCAAAGAUGUUCUCAUACGACCCAAAAGCUAGGAUAUCAGCACAGCAAGCAUUGGAGCAUAGGUACUUCUCAUCAGGACCUCUACCUACGGAACCAGUUCUGCUUCCAAGACCUCCCCCUAAGCGGGAAUCCGCAAACCCUAGGGUUUCAGAUUUCAAUUCACGUGAUGGUCCUGUAGUAUUGUCUCCACCAAGAAAGUCAAGGAGAGUGAUGCCACAGCGCGAAGGAUUUGAGGCUAAUAUGCGUCCAGAGAAGAUGGAUGACCAUGGAAAUGCCGGUGAGAGGAGUGAACAGGUACCCAUGUCACUGGAUUUCUCAGUCUUUGGGAUGAGACCACCUACUAGGCCGACCAUUAACAGUGCUGACAGAUCACAUUUAAAGAGGAAAUUAGAUCUUGAAUUCCAACCCGAAGAGGAAUAACAUAUCUGUCUUGAGUUUUUCGUUCAUCUGGAUGAGGGUUGCUGUAUUGCUAAAGAGGUCAUGUGCACUACUUCCAUAAUUUGCAAUUUUGGUGAACAAAGGAGAAGAAUCCUUAUCAACAUAGGGUACACUAUUGCAUCAAAUGCCCCAUCUUUUUUUUUUUUGGUUUGGGUGAAAGUCGCCAUUCGCCAAUAUAACGAAUGAUCUUGCAGAGUAUAUUGAAACAGGGUAAUAAUGUUUGCCUAAUUCAUUCUUUAUCGUCGAGAGGAUGUAAUUGUUAUGCGGGUAUACCAAUUCUAGCAUUCCGUAUAAACUCAAAUUUAAGAUGCUGUUUGUAGAAUGACAUAAUUGAUAUCUGUCUGCUGUUCGAGAAUAUAUCUAACUUGGCAAAUGUGAGCUUGUGACUUAAUGUAUUGCUGUUUGGAGUUGCUGAGUUUUAACUUAUUG